CUCAGUUAGGGUUUUGAGGCUUCUUUUAUUCUCAGAAACAAAGUGGCGGAGGAGGGUUAGCUCCAGAGGCGGAAGAAGAAGAAGGAGAAGAAGAUUAGGUUAAACCUAAUUUACAGUCGAAGAACUCAAUCAUGGCGAGGGGAUUGAAGAAGCAUUUGAAGAGGCUUAAUGCCCCAAAGCAUUGGAUGCUCGAUAAACUUGGAGGCGCAUUUGCUCCCAAGCCAUCAUCAGGUCCACACAAAUCUAGGGAAUGUCUACCCUUGAUUCUUAUCCUGCGAAACAGAUUGAAGUACGCCCUUACCUACCGCGAGGUUAUUGCUAUUUUGAUGCAAAGGCACAUUCUUGUUGACGGGAAAGUGCGAACAGACAAGACCUAUCCAUCUGGAUUCAUGGAUGUUAUAUCGAUUCCCAAGACAAACGAGAACUUCCGUCUUCUGUAUGACACCAAGGGUCGCUUCCGUCUCCACUCGAUCAAGGAUGAAGAAGCUAAGUUCAAGUUAUGCAAGGUUAGAAAUGUACACUUUGGAAGUAAGGGUAUCCCAUACAUUAACACCUUCGAUGGUCGCACCAUCCGUUACCCUGACCCUCUCAUCAAGGCUAAUGACACCAUCAAGCUAGAUCUCGAGAGCAACAAGAUUGUGGAUUUUAUCAAGUUUGAUAUUGGUAAUGUCGUCAUGGUUACUGGAGGUAGAAACAGAGGCCGUGUUGGUGUUAUCAAGAACAGAGAAAAGCAUAAGGGAAGUUUCGAUACCCUUCACAUCCAGGACUCUACAGGCCAUGAAUUUGCCACCCGUCUGGCCAAUGUGUUCACCAUUGGUAAGGGUACCAAGCCAUGGGUUUCACUCCCCAAGGGCAAGGGUAUCAAGUUGUCUAUCAUAGAAGAAGCAAGAAAGAGACUUGCUGCUCAAGGAGCUGCAACCGCUUAAAGCUCAUGGAAGGUGUCAGCCAUCAUGAGGUGUAAUGUUUUGAGGCUUAUUUAGUGAAUCUUAGCUUAAAAAAAAACAAUUGCUGUUUUAGUUUAUCCCUACUUUAUUGAACAAAAUUUUGAAGCUAACUCUGCUUUGCUGAGGAUGUUAUAGUUUGAUCUGCUUUCUUUAGUGUCAUUUACUCUUUUUCUGAUGUUAA
Messenger RNA from Papaver somniferum (opium poppy), 1125 nucleotides. Its product is annotated as 40S ribosomal protein S4-3-like. Lineage: Eukaryota; Viridiplantae; Streptophyta; Magnoliopsida; Ranunculales; Papaveraceae. Gene Ontology annotation, biological process: translation. The record is from RefSeq and is a predicted model, not a curated record. The coding region runs from base 132 to 926 and encodes 264 amino acids. Gene Ontology annotation, molecular function: RNA binding; structural constituent of ribosome. Gene Ontology annotation, cellular component: cytosolic small ribosomal subunit; ribosome. The transcript has 5 exons.